Messenger RNA from Calliphora vicina (urban bluebottle blowfly), 1911 nucleotides. RefSeq lists its product as uncharacterized. The record is from RefSeq and is a predicted model, not a curated record. Bases 86 to 748 code for a protein of 220 amino acids. Gene Ontology annotation, biological process: N-glycan processing. Lineage: Eukaryota; Metazoa; Arthropoda; Insecta; Diptera; Calliphoridae. Gene Ontology annotation, cellular component: glucosidase II complex. The transcript has 2 exons.
AGUUUUAAACAAAUUUAGUAAAGCGUUAAUUUAUUAUAAAUAAUUAUUACCGUUUAUUGAAUUUCAUUUGAAAUAAAGCCUAUACAUGAGAAUGAAAAAAACCUGGGUAAAGCGGGAAAAUAUAUAUUAUGUUCCCUUUUAUAAACAAAAGUCAAAAAUGUUACUUUUGGGCAUAUUUCUACUGGGAAUUAUAUUCUUCGUAUACCAAGCUGUUUCCAUAAAUCAACUGCCAAAUGCUAGCACACCGUGGUCUUUGGAAGGCACAAUGCAGGGUCUUAAAAGAAAGCACAAGCAAAUACAGGCAUCUUUGGGUAAAAAACAAACUGAUAACGAUUCAGGCGGAGGUGCUGGUGGAGGGCCUUACGACGAGGGUGGCGGUAAUGGUGAUAAUGAGGAUGCUAAAAUAUCACCAGAUACCAUAAAAAUAAUAAGAGGUAUACGACUUUUUGAUUAUGACUCCUAUAAGCCUAAUUUCGAGGGGAAAUUUCGUUGCUUGGAUGGGAGCUUGGAAAUACCCUUUGAUCGAGUCAAUGAUGAUUACUGUGAUUGUGAGCGCGACGGCAGUGAUGAGCCGAGCACAAAUGCCUGCAGUAAGGGCCGUUACUAUUGUAAAUAUCAAAAACGCCAUAUUACAGGACGGGGACGUGACUUAUUUGUCCAUAGUAGCCGUGUAAAUGAUGGAAUUUGUGACUGCUGUGAUGGCAGCGACGAAUGGAAGGGUACCAAAUGUAGAAAUAAUUGUUUAUAGGAGUGAUUAACUAAGUUUCAACAGUAGUUUUAAGUUAUUAUUUUUUUAUGUUUUUAUAUUAAAGAAUUUCGGAAAUAAGUUUUAUCUCAAGUCAUCGAAUGACUGCGAAAAUAAUGUAUCUACUAGGGUAAUUAAAAUUGUUUAAUUUCAAAAUUAAUAAUAGAAUUUUGUUAUAAACAUGAUUUUAAAUUAAUAAUUUUAUAUAGGUAUUCGAAAUAUUUAAGAUUUAUUUUAUAUUAUAGGCUAUUGUAAGUAACUGCACUACCAAAUAAUGUAUAUUUUAAGUUUUUAAAAUAAAGGUCUUAUUUUGUAACACGAAUAUUUUUGUUUGCUUGCAAGUUUGUUAGUAUUUUGACUCUUAUUGGAAAUUUUCCAUACAAAGAAAUAGUGAAACUUGUAGGCAAACGAAUAGAGUGAAACUUAGACUUUGAAUCUUGAAACUUGGUUUCUUCUGAAAAAAAAUUAAAAUAAAAUGUACGUGUUAAUAUAAUAGCAUUUAUAAAAUGUUUAGUACCAGUGCGAUUAACCGAUGUAAUUUUUCCUCUGAUACAGGGUCAGCCAGCCACGAUAAGGGUGAUUAUUACCGUAAACGAUUAUGGCGUAAACGUCUUACGCCUGUUUCGUACUAGAUUAAAGAUAAAAUGCAAACUGUUUCUUUAAUCUAGUACGAAACUGUCGUAGGCGUAUGACAUUUACGCCAUCCACGAUAAGGGUGAUUUUCAGUUUAGAUUUCUAGAUUUUUUUUUGAACAUGCAAAAUUUGUUUUAUUUAUAAGAUCUUUAAAUUGUAUGUAUUUUCUGAAAUCCUUUUAGAAUAUGACAUAUUUUGAUUUUGUAAAGUGAUUUUUUAUCAUUUGUUUAAACGUAAAAUGCAUCACAAAUAACUGAUUUUAGUUCAUGUUAUAUGUAUAUUUUUUAGUGGUUUUAUUUAAAAUGUUAAUUAAAUUUCCAUGUUUUUAAAAUAUGUAUAAGAUUGAAAUUCGAAUGGUUUUGAACUAUUCGGAUGUGAAUGAUAUUAAAAUUAUUUAAAAAAUUCCUAUGUAUAUUGAUUUAAGUUUUAGUGUUUAAAAAUAAUUCAUGUUUUAAGAAGUUUUAUAUAAUUAUUUAUAAAAAAUAAAAGAAUGUUUUUGAAAAUAAAGUUUAAGAAUAAGGAAGCAAGGAUAA